Molecule: messenger RNA, 990 nt
Organism: Rosa rugosa (rugosa rose)
Lineage: Eukaryota; Viridiplantae; Streptophyta; Magnoliopsida; Rosales; Rosaceae
Product: (-)-isopiperitenol/(-)-carveol dehydrogenase, mitochondrial-like
Exons: 1
Coding region: 40-855 (271 amino acids)
Molecular function (GO): oxidoreductase activity
Source: RefSeq, a predicted model, not a curated record
GUCACGUAGCUUUACUACUACUAUAUAUAGCUAAACACGAUGACACAUCCCAUACCAGUAAAACUGCAGAAGCUCCACGGCAAGGUUGCUAUCGUCACUGGCGCCGCCAGCGGUAUCGGAGCAGUCACGGCGCGCCACUUCGCAGACCACGGCGCUCUCGCAGUCGUGAUCGCUGACGUCCAAGACGCCAAGGGCCGAGAAGUACUGGCUGCAUCAAUAGGCUCCCACCGCUGCACCUACGUCCACUGCGACGUCACCGACGAGGAUCAGGUCAAGUCCCUUGUCGAGUUCACGGUCAAGCACUACGGCAGCCUCGACGUCAUGUACAGCAACGCGGGGAUAAGCAGCGCGUUGGGUCAGACGGUGCUGGAGCUCGACCUGUCCGGGUACGACAGGGUGAUGGCGGUGAAUGCGCGCGGAAUGGCGGCGUGUGUGAAGCACGCGGGGCGUGCGAUGGUGGAGAAGGGGGUGAAGGGGAGCAUAGUGUGUACGGCGAGCUUUUUGGCUGACUGCGGGGCGGAGAGCUUGACGGACUACACGAUGUCGAAGCAUGCGGUGCUGGGGCUGGUGAGGUCGGCGAGCGUGCAGCUGGCACAGCUUGGUGUGCGCGUGAACUGCGUGUCGCCUGGUUUUGUGGGGACGCCGAUGGUGGCGGAGGCUUUUAAGAUUGGGGCGGAAGAGCUGAAGGAGAUGAUGGCAGCGGUUUAUAUCGGAAGAGAUGGGCCGCUGAUGGAGAAACAUGUGGCGGAUGCGGUGGUGUUUUUGGCGUCUGAGGACUCGGCGUUUGUCACCGGCCAUAAUUUGGUGGUUGAUGGUGGACUUGGCCUCAAGUCCUUAUCAUUAUUGAAACCAUGAUCUACUUGAUUUGCAUCUCAGCUCGAUCACUAUCGAGUACUAGUCGUGUACGUACUUGUCUGGAAAACCUACAUGGAAAGAGUUUUGCCUCUUUGUAAUAGGAAUAAAUCACACGCAGUUGUCUUCACUCUUUGA